CUGUGACGUAAGAGUCGGGGGUCAUUCAUAUGUACGCCCGCAACAUUUGCAUAAACCCGCCCAUGUUCUAGACCCAUGCUGUAGAAACAAGCGAGGACAGUGUUGAAAAUGGCAGAUCACGGAUAUAAAUGUUUUGUUCCAGGCUGUGCAGGAGAUGUGAGCACUUUCCAUACCCUUCCCACAGAAAAGAACUGUCAGCAGACAUGGUUGAUGUUUGUCUAUAACCAGAUACCGCGGCAGUUCAAUUCAAAGUUGUUAGUUUGCUCGGCACAUUUCACCGCUGACAGUUUCUCGAACCUGGGACAAUAUCAAGCAGGCUUCGCUCAGCGUCUGAUACUGAAGAAGGGGGCAAUUCCAACUAUACUGCCAUUAUUACAACAGCUACCGCAAGCAAGUACAUCACAGCUGCUGCGUACUAAUGAUGUAGGAUGCCAGACAGAUGGUCCUAUUGUUUUAUCGAAGGCGACACAACUGUCUUUGAAAACAAUGAGGUCCCACCUUCGAAGCAAAGGCGUGCAGGUGACAGUAUCGUCUCAAAGUGUGGCGGUAGGCACCACGACUUCUGCGAUGUCACGGCCCACAAUACAGCCAUUUACAUGGACACCAGUGAAGGAUGCAAGGCCAGCCAAAAGAGCCCGUGUUGAAUUGGAGGAUGUUUCCUCUGCAGUCACUGAUCCUGCACGGUCCGUUACAACUGAGACACAAUCAUCACAGGUUUUUGCCACAUCAUUGGCAUUCCAUAAGGAUGCAAAGUUCAUAGUUUUUGAAAAAUGCCUCCUUAGCCUGUUCGAGAGUUGUCCUGUUUGCACCAGGGCUUGUAAUGUCCGCCCACGCCGAAGAGGGACCUUCAUAGCCGUUGACCAAAGGUGCUCUCGCUGUGGCUUCUUCAGACAGUGGAGGAGUCAGCCUGUCAUCGGCAGCACCCCUGUGGGAAACCUUCAGUUGUCUGCUGCCAUCUAUUUCAGCGGAGCUUCCUUUCUGAAGAUGCAAAAGGUGUUCAGGGCAAUGUACCUGAAAACACAUACAUAUGAUGCUUUUAGAAAGCAUGCCAGGACAUACAUUGAACCUGCUGUCAUCCACAAGUGGAAUGAGGACCAAAAUGUGCACCUGCACUACCUGAGCCAGAACAAGAUUGUCAUUCUUAGUGGUGACAUGCGAGCAGACUCGCCAGGACAUUCUGCAAAGUAUGGGAGCUACACCAUGAUGGACUUGCAGACCAACAACAUUGUAGACGUACAGCUGGUGCAGCAGAGCAACGAGGCAGGGGGAAGCUACCACAUGGAGAAGGAGGGCCUUAGAAGAAGCUUGGAUCGCGUGGAGGAAAGCGGUGUAAAGUUGGACUGCAUUGUCACUGACCGUCACCCCCAGAUACAAAAGCUCCUGAAGGAUCGUAAAAUCAUCCACUAUUAUGACGUCUGGCACAUAGUGAAAGGAUUGUCAAAGAAGGUGGAGAAAAUCUCCAGAGAGAAGGACUGUAGUUUGGUGAAGAAGUGGCAUAAGAGCAUCACCAACCACCUGUGCUGGUCUGCCACUAGCUCUGAUUCAGGACCAGAGAAGUUAGCCAAAUGGACCUCUAUCAUCAACCACAUUCAAGACAUUCACACACAUUCUGACCCAGCGUACCCUAGAUGUCAACAUGAGCAAAAGUCGUCUAAGGACCGUAGCAAGUGGUUUCAACCAGGUUCGAGAGCACUGAACAGGCUACAUAAGGUCCUGAUAAACAAGAGAGUCCUUUCAGAUGUGGAGAAGCUGAGCCCACAUUACCAGACAUCAACUGUGGAGUCGUUUCACAAAGUCAUCUCGCUAUUUGCCCCCAAAACUGUCGUCUUCCCCUUCAUUGAAAUGCUAUGCAGGUUGUACCUUGCAGCAAUGCACUUCAAUGAGAAUGCUGUCCGGCCACAAGUGACAACAUCUAAAGAGAAACUUGUGUACAAGCUUCUCUUUCCAAAGGACAAAAAGGGAGGACAUACUGUCAAACCAUUAAAGACAGAGCCAACAUUUUGCUAUGUCAUCAACUUGAUGGACAGUGUUUUUGAAGGAGUUGUCCGUGAUCCCCUUCCAUAUCUGGAUGCCGUACAGCGGAUUCCUGUGCCUCAGUACCUGUCAUCUCAGCAUGACAUACCUUCCAUGGAGGAAGCUGUUGCUGAGCAUGUGGCGUGUUUCAGUCGAGGGGGGUCUGAAUCCGACAUACUGCACUGCAGCAUCAGGAAACUCCCUCCGUAAGCGCAGCACCACACAUGAAGGGAUGACGACACGAACACUUCGCACCAGCUGACCUGUAGGCCAAAUGUCUGCACUGCCUGCAGGGACAGACGGAGAGGAGAGGAAAGCACAUAUUGUUUGUUUUAGUAUUUUAUUUGUUAACAGGUUAUUAUUGGGUCAUGUUUGCAUGAUGCUGAGGCACAAUAAAAGUGUCACAUCAA
Messenger RNA from Onychostoma macrolepis, 2423 nucleotides. RefSeq lists its product as uncharacterized. Bases 109 to 2223 code for a protein of 704 amino acids. The transcript is spliced from 11 exons. The record is from RefSeq and is a predicted model, not a curated record. NCBI's taxonomy places the organism in Eukaryota, Metazoa, Chordata, Actinopteri, Cypriniformes, Cyprinidae.